CACCACCACCACUUAUCGGCUGCCUCAAUUCAAUCUGCCCACUGUGAUACCAUCUAUCCUCGCGCACGAGUUCAACCCAACGCCACCAAGUGUCUUUACUCCCAUCUGCGCAACGAAUCCGAUCUACCUAAAUACCCCUCUCGAGAUCAAAAAAAAAAAAUGUCAUACUUCCUCUACUCCAUAACCUUCCUCGUGCUCGUCACCGGCACGAUCCUCUACCUAACCCGGAACUACUGGGUAUCGUUUUCCCCCGGGCGCUCGCACCUGUACUCGCACCUCUCCGGCUCGUUCGCAGGCGACAUCGAAGCGGGCCUGUCGAGCAAUACUUUCGAUCUAGGCGCCAACGUAGAAGGGGGCGAUGCCCGCGCCGGUCUUGACGACGAGGCGAAAGCCCAGAUUCUUGCGAUUAUGAAGAAGAGGCGCAUGCGCUUCGACGAGGCGCGCAGGAUCUAUAUGGAGCAGCGAUUCAGCGCAAAUGGUAUUGCCGCGGAUGGGAGGCCAAAGGACCCCAAGUUCGUCAGUUUCUCAUGAGCGUGUGCGAUUGUAUACCCCGCUGGUUCACGGGCUUAUUCGUUAGUGGGGAUAUACUAGUACACUUCACCGUACCUAGUAGGAGAAGCAUCCUUGGCUCGGUAUUCAGCAUGACUCAAUUGUGCUAUUAGUAUCGUCUGCUCAGAUGUAUUCUAGGACGGGGAAGGGAGUUUCGUAUUGAAGCUAUCAGGUCAUUUUACUAUGCAGUGGUCUAGUACGACUACGGAGGACGGUAAUGGAUCGUUCGAAAUCUACAGCCUAUCACAAUUUCCUUACUUCAAUACAAUAUCGAAGUCUAUCAAAGUUUACACAAGUUACCCAAUGCCUACAUAUGUACCUAGGUACCCAACCUGAUAUACCUAACAUGUAUGCGCAUCUCAGCUAGCCUUGUGUAUCCUCGAACCAUAAGUGAGUUAAACGUGCCAUAGGUAACUUUUAUCAAUCCUUGCUCAUC
Molecule: messenger RNA, 985 nt
Organism: Daldinia decipiens
Lineage: Eukaryota; Fungi; Ascomycota; Sordariomycetes; Xylariales; Hypoxylaceae
Product: protein precursor
Exons: 2
Coding region: 160-531 (123 amino acids)
Source: RefSeq, a predicted model, not a curated record